AGGAAGACGCGCCGCGUCGAAGGAAUGCAGGGGGACGAGAGGAGGGUCAGGGGGAUGGGGUGGAGGUAUAAAUAGGGCAGAGCCUGGUGCCCGAUUAGCGGACACACGCAAACGCACACUCGGUGUAGCGUAGGGAGCACGGCGCACUCCUCGGGCCCCGAAGCAGGAGACGCCCCUGGGAACGGGGACCGGGAGACGACCUUGAGCAGGCGCCUCUUGGACUCGACGACUCGCACGGAGAGCGGCAGGACGGCGUCGGAGACACGAUGGACUUCCAGUCCAACAUCAUCCAGGAGUCCAGAUCCAUGGAGAGCCUGGAGAAGCAGCUCAUCUGUCCCAUCUGCCUGGAGAUCUUCUCCAAGCCUGUGGUGAUCCUGCCCUGUCAGCACAACCUAUGCAGGAAGUGUGCCAACGACGUGUUCCAGGCAGCGAACCCGUACUACUCCUCACGGGGCACCAACAUCACAGGGGGUCGCUUCCGCUGCCCGUCCUGCCGACACGAGGUGGUCCUGGACCGGCACGGCGUCUACGGGCUGCAGCGCAACCUGCUGGUGGAGAACAUCAUCGACAUCUACAAGCAGGAGAGCAGCAGCAGCCCCCAGCCCGUGAAGGUGAAGGUGCAGCAGCCCAAGUGUGUGGAGCAUGAAGACGAGAAGAUCAACAUCUACUGCAUCACCUGCGAGGUGCCCACGUGCUCCAUGUGCAAGGUGUUUGGGGCCCACAAGGACUGCGAGGUGUCUCCUCUGCACUCCGUCUACCAGAAGCAGAAGACGGAGCUGAGCGACAGCAUCGCCGCCAUGGUGGCCGGGAACGAGCACAUCCAGGCCAUCAUCACGCAGAUGGAGAGCACCAGCAGGAGCAUCGAGGAGAACGGUCAGCACCAGAAGCUGUUGCUGAGCCAGAAGUUUGAUGGCCUGUAUGCGGCGCUCGAGGAGCGGAAGGCGGAGCUGCUGGCACGAAUCUCUGCGGAGCAGGACUCGAGGACGGCGCAGGUGCGAGAGCUUGUCCAGAGCUACCGGCAGCGGCUGGAGAGCAACUCGGCCCUCGUGCAGAACGCCAUCUCCUCCAUGGACGAGCCGGGCGAGGCCAACUUCCUGCUGAUGGCCAAGCAGCUGCUCCGAGACCUGUCCGGCGCGGUGCAUCUCCUUCCCAUGGAGCGCAUGGAGCCAGGGUUCGAGGACAUGGAACAGUUCACCCUGGACACGGAACACGUGGAGGAGCUGCUGCGGGUCAUCGACUUCGGUGUGGAGGACGAAGAAGACGGUGAGGACGAGGAGGAGAACGAGGGGGGAGAUGAGGAUGGCGACGAGGAGAGAGAACCUGGACAACGGGAAAGAUUAGCAACGUCAAGCGGCAGCAGUGGAGUCGGCACUGAGAAGAGCCAACGUGUCCAGGACUGAUGGUGCAAAACAGGAAGUGAUGCGAGCCACGAUGAUUAGACGGCAGGAAAUGAGGACGAGGGCACGGGUCUGCCGACGACUCGGGUCUCGCGCUCCUUGAGGCGGCGUGAGCUGGAAGCGCACGUUCACACACGUCCCCUUCGUGCCAAUGGUUUCUUUAGAUGAGAACGGGGCACUUCCUGGCAAACGGCGCCCCCGGUGGCCGGUGCUGUGAAGUGCCUCCACAACUGUCAUGAGCGCCAAGUUCCCUCUUGAAACUCGCAUAGUAAACGGCGCAAACUUGGAUUUGUACUUUUGACUUUGUACUUUUUAACGUUGUUUAUGCAGAUGAUGAUGAUGAUGAUCAAUAACUCUGCUUUUCCUCCACGUGCUGGAUUGUUCUGCAAACGGACGGACUUUGAGAUGCCGCGUAGCGGACGGGCCCAAGACCUGCUCCUGCACGAGUUCCCGCCGCUUGGUUUGUGAGCUGCUGUAAUAUUGCCCAGGGUUCGAGUGAGAGGCGCGGCUGUUCGGGGAGGGAGAGCACCAGCGCAAACGCACGUGACAAUAAAGUGUUUGUGUUCAGG
This is a messenger RNA of Scleropages formosus (Asian bonytongue), 1966 nucleotides long. Its product is annotated as E3 ubiquitin-protein ligase TRIM63-like. The transcript is spliced from 9 exons. The coding region runs from base 267 to 1400 and encodes 377 amino acids. NCBI's taxonomy places the organism in Eukaryota, Metazoa, Chordata, Actinopteri, Osteoglossiformes, Osteoglossidae. Gene Ontology annotation, biological process: regulation of microtubule cytoskeleton organization. The record is from RefSeq and is a predicted model, not a curated record. Gene Ontology annotation, molecular function: zinc ion binding. Gene Ontology annotation, cellular component: cytoplasm.